UCUUGUUUGCAUAUUUCAGGUGUAUAAUGAAUAGUGAAUACGUCAUGAAGCAAGGUGUAGGAUGUGUGCUAUGAAGAGGCUUGGUAUCUGCCUUCUGAACAUCUCUGAAGGCAGAAAUGCCCAGGUAGUGGAGGCCGUCGCUACUGCUGCAGUGUCUACUGCCCGGGAGGUUCCUGCAUCGGAUGCUGAUCUUGGUUUGCAUUGCAAAUCAACAGUGCUAAACAUAUUCUCCGAUUAUGACUACAAUCGCUCCGUGCUGACGAUAGCGGCCCCUCUCCACCAUCUGUCGGACAGCGUUUACAAUGCAUGCCGGGAAGCCUAUGGACGGAUAGACCUGGGCGACCAGCACGGGGUUCACCCUCGACUGGGUGCUGUGGACCUACUGCCCAUCUAUCCACUCUCUGAGGAUGUCAGUGUGGGGGAAUGUGGUGUGAUUGCCAAAGGAAUUGCAUCCAAUUUAGCAAGGGACAUUCCAGGCACUUCGUUCUUCCUGUUUGGUUCAUCAGACGUUCCCAAGAACAUAGAUCUGGUGGCAAGACGCAAACAGGUAGGCUGGUUCCUGGGCAAGCAUCAGAUGGACUAUGGGAGUCUCCAACACGAUCUGGGGAGCAGUCCUUCACCAAGAUAUGGGCUAACAGGUGCAGGGGGAUCUCUGUAUGUCACAAAUUACAAUGUUUCCAUCGCAACCGGGGAUGUCUCAAUCGGCCACGAGAUUGCCGGGAGGAUUCGAUCCACCACACCGGGCGGUCUGCCGGGGGUGAGAGUGAUGGCGUUUGCCCACGAGGGAACUGUCGAAAUUGCCUGCAAUGUGGAGAACGUUCCCAUGGAGAAUGCCAAAGAUGCAGCUCAUUCUGAGCAGGCAGAAUCAACGAUUUCAACUGGCACCCGUCCCCACGAUUCUGGAGUUUGUCCACAACAAGACACCUACCACAGUGUGCGUUACACUACCCCAUCCAAGAUCGAGGCCAGGGUCAAGGAACUGGCAUCGGCGCAUGGCGUCGGUCUUGUUGGAACUUCCAUCAUUGGUUUCACUCCACAAGAGGCACAGGAGUUGGCUGUCCAUGCCUUACAGACCGGGCAGGUGGACUUUUGGCGUACUCGUGUGCCUGGUGCAAUGAUGUGAACACAAAUAUUCAAUGGAGAGUGAAAAACAGUAAUACAUUUUGCAAAAUAUGACACACCAGAUAUUUGAAUAUACAUGUACAUUGAAUGUAUACAUUCCAUAUAUUUUUUGUAAUUCCAGAAUCUAUUUUAAUUUGAUUUUAACAAUCUUGGUUUUUGCAAAAAAAAGAGAUCCAAAUCUGUUUUUGUUAAAUGAAACAUAUGUUCUUGGCUUUUAAGUACAGUCGAGUCUCGUUAAUACAAACUCGUUCGGACCUAGCCAAAUUGUUUGUUAUAUCAGAAUUUUGUAUUAAGAGGAACAUCAGUCCCAUUCAUUGUGCACAUAAAUGGACAAUCGGGACUAAGGCUUUAUGUUUGUUAUAAACAGAAUUUUGUAUUAACAGAGUUUGUACCAACGAGAUUCGACUGUACAAUAACAAAAAGAUGGUUGAUGCGCGUGAGAACUGAGUGUAUUUAAAACACUAAGGCCAACAUUUUUGGGGGUAAUUGAUGAAAAAUAGACAAACUCAGUAUCCACAAUGAUAUUUAAAAUGCUAAGAAAUACAUUACAAAUAAAGACUCGGUACUUCUGAUAAAUGGGUUUGGAUGGUACAGAAUACCUCAAAACCUGUUGGGUAGGUCGGCUUGAGGUUUUAUUUGUAAUAAAAAAAUAUGCUUUUUUGGUUAUCCAAGGCUAACUGGCUGCAUGUCUGCCUUUCACUUGUCUGUGCACUUUUCAAAAAGAGAAAAGAAAAAAAGGAAACCAAUCAUAAAAACCGCACGCGUGGCGAGACACGCUCUGGUAAAAACGAGGAUUUGGAAUGCCAUUGAAGCUGGCUGGGGAUGGUGCCAUUUAAGUUCCUCUAAAAAAAAACGGAGGUGAAUAGUCGGACUGAACUUUGAAUACACUGGCCAGGAUUCAUGGAUGGCCGAGUCUUUAAAAUACAGCUUUCCAAAAAGGGGUUUCCAUUCGGCAUACUGACAUGCAAGGGUCUUUCAAGCUGGAAAAAAGCUGUGUUCUAUCUUAUGGUAGACCUAGUGGUCUUUGGACGUUUAAAGAUUUAGCAUCCUAAAUUAAUAUGAUUUCAUUUGUCAAAAGCAAUACAAAAUGUUAAUGGUAAAGAAAGUAAAUAUUAAAAUUGAGAAAAAUUUGUGAAGAAAA
Molecule: messenger RNA, 2263 nt
Organism: Patiria miniata (bat star)
Lineage: Eukaryota; Metazoa; Echinodermata; Asteroidea; Valvatida; Asterinidae
Product: glutamate formimidoyltransferase-like
Exons: 4
Coding region: 62-1123 (353 amino acids)
Molecular function (GO): folic acid binding; transferase activity
Source: RefSeq, a predicted model, not a curated record